AUGAAUUUGAAUGGAAAUUAAUUUAAUCUUUUUCAUACUAGACACAUUAAUCAUUCAAUUCAUGAAUAAUUUGAUCGAUAUUUAAAUAUACAAAUUCCACCAUAUUAGGCUGUUUAAUAGGUGUUUUAGGAGUUAAAUAAGAUAAAUGAAAUUAUUUAGCUUGUAAUCAAAAUUAGAAAAGACAUCAUUUAUACUUAGUAUAAAGAAUCAAACACAAAUGACACAUGUUCAAUGUUUGGAACGUAUUAAAAUCUAUAAAACUAUCUUGGUAAAUAUUUUGAAAUAGAAAUGAAACCGUAAUAUAGGAAAUAUUAGUUAACUAAAUAUGGAAUCAUCGAUUUAUUAGUUUUUAGUUUUUUACAUAAAAGCAGAAGUUUUCAUAGAGUAAUAACAAAAGGAAUAGCUCCUUAAAUAUCAUGUUUGUAUAGUUGGUAUUAGGAAUUUAUUGCAGAAUUUGAAAUCAACAACAAUAUUGAUCCCAAUUAUCUGCCAAGGAAGGAGAAAAGAGUUUAAAUAUAGAAAAACAAAUAGCAAAAAAGUAACCCUGAACUGAUAGAAUCCAUUAAGGAUGACAAACUUAUUAUUUUUAAAGAUUUAAUUGAGAAUGGCGCUUCAAUUUAUACUGUAUCUUUAAGAGAUAAGGAGAAAAUGCUUGUUCCUCAUUUAGUGUGUGCAUUUGCAAGAUUAAAUUAUGCAUAAUAUUUAUAAAGUAAAAAUGUGGAUUGGGAAUGUGAAGAUGAUGACAGAAUGACUGCCUUUAUUUAGUAUGCUAUCAGAAGUGAAUCUAAAGAAAUGAUUGAAUAUCUACUUAAUCUAAAAAUAGAACUCCAUUUUAUUAUGCUUGUUCAUUAGGAUAAUUAUGUUAUUAUUAGGUUCCUUGUAGAAAGAGGAGCUAAUAUAAAUGCUAGAACUGCUUUGGGAAGAACUCCAUUUUCAAAGGCAAGCUUUUUAGGAUUGUAUAAUGUGAUUGAAUUUCUUCUUCAAUAACCAAACAUAGACUUUAAUUAUGCGGAUAAGCAAGGAAGAAAUGCCUUACACAAUGCAGUUGGCACUUGGUGUUAUGAUAGUCCUUUGAUUGCUUAAUUAUUACUUGAACAUGGAAUGGAUGUGGAAGCAAAAGACAAAGAUGAAAAUACUCCAUUACAUGUGGCAGCAUCAAGUGAAGCUUUAAGUUCCAUUCCUGUUUUAAUAGCUUUUGGGUGCGAUAUCAAUAGAAGAAAUAAAUGGGGAGAAACUGCUUUAAUUAUAGCAGCAAAAUUUAAUCAUCAUGAAACUGCUAAAUUAUUAAUUUAAAAUGAAGCCGAUUAUUUCUUUGAAAAUGAGGGAUAUACAGCAAUGGAAAUUGCUGCAAAAAAUGAUUAAUUUGAAAUAAAAUGA
This is a messenger RNA of Paramecium tetraurelia, 1377 nucleotides long. RefSeq lists its product as uncharacterized. Gene Ontology annotation, molecular function: protein binding. The transcript has 5 exons. The record is from RefSeq and is a predicted model, not a curated record. NCBI's taxonomy places the organism in Eukaryota, Ciliophora, Oligohymenophorea, Peniculida, Parameciidae.